Vespula pensylvanica (western yellowjacket) is the source of this 2548-nucleotide messenger RNA. Its product is annotated as sodium-coupled monocarboxylate transporter 1. The coding region runs from base 410 to 2278 and encodes 622 amino acids. Gene Ontology annotation, molecular function: symporter activity. Gene Ontology annotation, cellular component: membrane. The record is from RefSeq and is a predicted model, not a curated record. NCBI's taxonomy places the organism in Eukaryota, Metazoa, Arthropoda, Insecta, Hymenoptera, Vespidae. Gene Ontology annotation, biological process: transmembrane transport; sodium ion transport. The transcript has 9 exons.
ACAAUUAAAACGGCCAGUCUUAAAACCGUUCUCAGUUUAAUCCGCACGACUCCCAACGUCUCGCGAUCCCUUACCUUUUCCUUAACUUUUCACGAGAAUAAAAUUAACGACGACGCGAUUAGAAAAUCUUUCGUUCCCGUAAUCAAGGAGCGAGAAUACGUACCGCUGAUCGUUUCGUCGAGAGAAAGAAAGAGAAAAUUCGUUUCACCGGCAGUUCCUACUUCGUAUACAUAUAUGCGCUACGUCAGGAAAACGAGCAAGAUCAUACAAUUGCAAUUUCGUACGUUUUUGCUCGGGACGCGUGACUAGCCUACGCGAAAAAGAAAAUUUAUCCUCGCGUAAGCGGAAUCGAGGAACUGGAGCUGAUUCGUUGCUCGUCAUCCUCGACAGGCAAGAGGGAUUCGAAAAAAUGCGGCCACGUCUGUUCGUGCUCUUCCUCUUUCUGUCGGCCUCGUCGGCGGAGCAACGACGAACCGAUGUAGCCGAGGACAAUUGCGAGAACGAUCGGCCGUUCUUACUUCAUUACUUUUCCUGGGCCGAUUACGCGGUUCUCGGCUCGAUGCUACUCGUAUCCUGCAUGAUCGGCACCUUUUACGGUUUCUUCGCGAAGAAACAAGAAACCAGCGAGGAUUUUCUACUUGGUGGCUCCACCAUGGGCACUUUUCCCAUGGCCAUGUCCCUAGCCGCGAGUUUUAUCACGGCCAUCGAGCUCCUUGGGAAUCCUGCGGAGAUGUAUGCCCAGGGCACUCAGUUUUGGAUGACGUGCCUGGCGUUUGUUUUAGUGGUACCGAUCACUUCUUACCUCUAUCUGCCAGUUUACAUGAAGCUCAGGUUGACCUCGAGUUACGAGUACUUGAAUUUACGCUUCGAUCGACAUUGUAGACUGCUCGCAAGCGGAUUGUACAUGCUUCAAAUGAUUUUUUAUACGUCAGUCGCCGUUUACGCGCCGGCGUUAGCUUUAAGUCAUGUCACAGGCCUUAAUACUUACAUAGCCGUUACUCUAGUCUACUUAGUCUGCAUAUUUUACGCCUCACAGGGUGGUAUGAAAGCUGUAAUAAUGGCCGACACGUUUCAAGCAGCCGUUCUCCUAGGAUCUCUCUUCCUUAUAGUCGGCUUAGGUUUAUCCUGGGCAGGUGGAAGUUCGCUCGUCUGGGAAGACAAUCGAAAAAGCGGAAGGAUGGAGAUAUUCAAUAUGGAUCCGAGUCCAACGGUGCGACACAGCUUUUGGAGCGUCGUCGUCGGUGGUACUUUCUAUUGGACCACCAUGUAUUGCAGUAAUCAGGCUUCCGUCCAAAAGUAUCUCAGCGUUUCGAGCAUCUCUCAGGCCAGAACGGCCUUGUGGGUUUCCAGUUUCGGAAUGAUCGUAAUAUACACGAUCAAUUUCUUAACGGGCAUGGUACUAUAUAGCGCUUACAAAGACUGCGAUCCGCUUUCGGCCCACUACAUAACCGGCUCCGACCAAAUACUGCCCCUAUACGUGAUGAAUCACUUGGGCAGCCUUCGCGGUAUGCCCGGUCUCUUCGUCGCUGGUAUCUUCGCAGCAUCCUUGGGAACGGUCGCAAGUGCUUUGAACUCCUUGGCCGCGAUCACGUGCGAGGACGUUCUUCAAGGACUUUUCAACAUGGAGUUACCAGCACGGAAGGGAGCGACUUACGCGAGAUGGAUCAGUAUAUUUUUCGGCGUCUUUGGCUUCGCUCUCAUCUUCGUCGUCGAACGUCUCGGUAGCGUUCUCCAGGUCGCUCUGUCUUUCAAUGGUAUGGUGGGCGGAGUUACCCUGGGAUUAUUCUCUUUGGGGAUGUUCGUACCGUGGGCCAAUGCCAAGGGAGCCAUGUCAGGUGCCCUCGCCGGUCUGACGAUAGUUCUGUGGAUCGGAUUAGGAGCUCAGAUCGCUAUUAUCAACGGCCAGAUUCGUCUGGAGAGUAAGCUCGUCUCGACGGAGGGCUGUACGUGUUUAAACGACACGAUACCGACGACGAUCGCGUCGACCGACCUUCCCGAGGGAAGCAAAGAUUUCGAGAUAUCUUCCGUUUACAGGACGAGCUAUCUCUGGUAUAGCGCUAUCGGUUGCAUUCUGACGAUGGUAGUGGGUUUCGUAGUCAGUCUCUUUACCGGCCUACAAAAUCCGGCAGAACUCGAUCAGGAUCUUCUCAGUCCACCGAUCGCAGCCAUAUUUCGUUUGCGAACGAAGACACGAGCGAACAGGAACGUUCAAGGUGUUGCGAACUUUGGCCUGGAACUCGACGAUGAGAAAGCGGACACUCGUAAGAGUCCGAUGUGAUCGUCUUCGUCUUACUAGGAACGUUAACGCGAAGAUAACGGUCUUACGCGUACCGAUAAUAUUUGUAUAGAUUUUCUUGAUCGCGGGACGAGUCACUCGGGUCAUUGCUCGGUUACAAGGAUAACGCGUGGCUUGUUCGAACAUUUAUUAACAAAAAACAAAAGGAAAAGAAAAAAGAAAAAAGGAGCGAAAAAGGAGAGGAAAGAAAAAAGAAAAAAGAAAAAAAAAAAGCAAGACUUUAGGAAUCUAGUGACUUCAACCUGUUAUUGA